UCUACCAAAUCUCUAUUUUCCGUGACUGAGGCUGUGUUUAACUUUGCAGUGUUUAUUGUGCUCUUUAUUUUAUCGUUCAUGUGAAAAGAUAACAGCCUUGUGCAGUGCAGGCCACGUCAGAGCGAAACCUUGAGGACCAGUUAUGUGGAGUGUAUAUUCCUAUCCGCAGUCUGUGGUCCGCGCAGUUCUGGACCGCCGUCAGCCUGUGGUGUUCCGAGUGGAAACACUCUGGGACGGUGUGGUUGUAGCGUAGCAGCUGUUCCGCGGUGCCACGGACUAACAAAGGAACCUUGUUCGAGUUUGCUGAAAAGGUAUCGCAGGAUGGUGUGUGGCACAGACAAGUUCAUACGCUGCUGUUUCAUCAUAUUUUCCCUGUUUCAUGGUACCAGCACUUGGCGGUCGGACCGCAGGCCACAGGUUUACGGCGACAGGAUACCUCGGCGAGCACUCGAACCAGUGCACAAACGAGUACAGAGGAACAUCGUGCUAUACCACAACUUCUUUCGGACACGUGUCACCCCUCCCGCAGCAGACAUGCUGAGGAUGAGCUGGAAUAAGGACGCUGCCAGAUCUGCACAAAGAUGGGCGGCCCAGUGUAUGCUCCUGACGCAUGACAACGUCACUGGGCGGUGGGUGGACAAUUUUGGUUCCUGUGGACAGAACAUAUUCGUGUCCACGGAGCAGGUACCCUGGUACUUUGCCAUACAGACAUGGUUCCUGGAGAGACAUGACUUCACAUAUGGCUCUUCACAAAACAACCUCUACACAGUGGGCCACUACACACAGUUAGUUUGGGCUACAACACACAAAGUGGGUUGUGGCUUCAAUAAGUGUGAAUAUGGUGGUGUGAAGGGCAAACCCUACUACAACUAUGUCUGCAAUUAUUGUCCCAUAGGGAACUUCAUGGAACGAUUAGGACGGCCCUAUAAGAAGGGUGCCCCAUGUUCACAAUGCCCUAAACACUGCCGUCUGAAGAAGCUGUGCACAAACUCAUGUCCCUCAGCGGACCUGUGGGCCAACUGCCGAGAGCUCAACAGCACGUGGCAUGACUGGCUAUGCCACAGUCAUUCUCAUGAGGGCCAUGAUCGUCAUCGCUACUGUUCAGCCACAUGCAAUUGUCAUGACAAGGUCAUCUAACCUUUGUUAUUUAUAUAUGAUGGAGGAGGCUCAGACACCAAAUACAGCCUCAUUUAACUGUAUAUUAUGUAAAUUGUUUACUGCAUGGUUCAGGUCCUUAAAUGUGUCUGAGCAAUACUCUAUAUACUUCAACAUCCUAUGUACUGACAGCAGGAAACUGAAUGCCAUCAGCAGCUGAGAGGA
This is a messenger RNA of Cryptotermes secundus, 1320 nucleotides long. RefSeq names its product cysteine-rich secretory protein 2. The coding region runs from base 322 to 1137 and encodes 271 amino acids. The record is from RefSeq and is a predicted model, not a curated record. Gene Ontology annotation, cellular component: extracellular region. The transcript is spliced from 6 exons. NCBI's taxonomy places the organism in Eukaryota, Metazoa, Arthropoda, Insecta, Blattodea, Kalotermitidae.